ACAUAUCAGAAAAGUUGUUUUUAUUAGUCUUGGUUCGAAUCAAUAAUGAUAAACUGGCUAUGCAGCAGAAACAGUUUACCAUGACUAAUCUGAUGUUACUGAGAUCAUACCGCAGAUCCAUAAAGGGGUUCGAGUCUAACAUGCAUAACAACGCACAGAGGGAGGCGCUUUCCAAGAUUUAGCAAAUUGUUCCAAUUGCUUAACUUUUUAGCACGAGAGAAAACUGCAAAAAGACAAUGCAAGAAAGUAACUGACUAAUAGUAACACAGGCUUUACAGCUUAGCAAACCGUUUUUGCACAAGCAGUUGUUGUUUUAAAGUGUAACCUUUCUUAGUGGCAAAAAAUAAGGAUACCAUCUUCUAUAUGCCCACACAUGCAUCUUCAAGAACUCAACCAUCAUUUCUUUCCCACCUCCGGAAUUCAAAACCAAAUGCUAACUUCCUCUCAUUUCCUCUUCUUCUUCCUUUCCACACUCAUCUCCCUCUCCUUCACAGAUGGAACUCAAUUCAUUAUAGUAAACAAUUGCCAAGAAAGCAUAUGGCCAGGAAUUCUUGGAACUGCAGGCCAUGAAACUCCAAGAGAAGGCGGUUUCCAUCUCGCAACUGGUGAACAAACAGUUCUUGAACUUCCUGACAGAUGGUCAGGCAGAAUCUGGCCAAGACAAGGCUGCUGUUUCGAUGAAAUCACAGGCAAAGGCUCGUGUCAAACAGGAGAUUGUGCCGGUCUCUUACAAUGUAGAGGCCUUGGCGGUGUUCCGCCAGCAUCUAUAGUAGAAAUGACACUUGGAACUUUAAAUUCUGACUUGCAUUACUAUGAUGUAAGUUUGGUUGAUGGGUUUAAUGUGCCAGUUUCAAUGACGCCCAUAGGGGGCGGUCCAGGCUGCGGAGUCGCUGCCUGCGAAGCGAAUUUGAAUGUCUGUUGUCCUGAAGCAUUGGUAGUGAAGAGACAAGGGAAAGUGGUUGGUUGUAAAAGCGCAUGUUUGGCUGCUAAGAGUGAUAGGUAUUGUUGCACUGGGCAGUUUGCAGAUCCUAAAAGUUGCCAACCUACUAUUUUUGCUCAUCUUUUUAAGGCCAUUUGUCCUAGAGCUUAUAGUUUUGCUUAUGAUGAUGCUUCAGCUCUUAAGACUUGUAAGGCUCCCAGGCGGUUGCGGUGGUAGAGAGAUAGCGACAGGGAUAUAGUUGUGGUUGCCGUUGAGAAGUGAACAACCGACUAAAAUAGAGGUUGUAUAUUCAAAGAUGAGUAAGCAAGUGAAGCAAUGAAGUUUGGUUGUUGAAGUCUUGAAGAAGAGGAGAAGGAAGUAGUAAUGGUGGUGGUGGUUGUAGGAGGAGGAAGAAAGGUAGCGAAAAGCAUCGGUAAAUGGACGAAGGAGGUAGAGAGAGAUGAAGAGGAGAAAAGGUAUGGAGAAGAUUAAAACCAUUAGAGAGUCGAGGUGUAAAGUUCUAUUUGACAUGUCCUGUCACAACAUUUUUCCAUCCAUUAGUCAAAGGGAGACAGAUCACAAGGAGUUUAGUGAUGUGCUAAUUA
Messenger RNA from Ricinus communis (castor bean), 1524 nucleotides. Its product is annotated as thaumatin-like protein. The transcript is spliced from 3 exons. Gene Ontology annotation, biological process: defense response. NCBI's taxonomy places the organism in Eukaryota, Viridiplantae, Streptophyta, Magnoliopsida, Malpighiales, Euphorbiaceae. The record is from RefSeq and is a predicted model, not a curated record. Bases 374 to 1156 code for a protein of 260 amino acids. Gene Ontology annotation, cellular component: extracellular region.